Molecule: messenger RNA, 1524 nt
Organism: Exophiala aquamarina CBS 119918
Lineage: Eukaryota; Fungi; Ascomycota; Eurotiomycetes; Chaetothyriales; Herpotrichiellaceae
Exons: 3
Coding region: 1-1524 (507 amino acids)
Molecular function (GO): heme binding; iron ion binding; oxidoreductase activity, acting on paired donors, with incorporation or reduction of molecular oxygen, reduced flavin or flavoprotein as one donor, and incorporation of one atom of oxygen
Source: RefSeq, a predicted model, not a curated record
AUGGCGGUCCUCUCACUUCCAACCCCAGCACCCUCCCUCGUUCUUCUUGGCCUUGUGGUCCUCUUCUCCGUGUACCGAAUCUUCUUCGAACUUACUACUGGAGCAAGACGUCGCCAGAUGAUCCGAGACAAUGGCUGCCAGCCGCCGUAUCAAUAUCCUCACGAGGGCCUUGGUGGCAAACUAUACGGCUUGGAUAUCAUCAGGGCCAUGGUCAAAUCUAGCAAAGAGGGGAGAAUGAACGAGGUCUCCCGAUUGAGAAACUAUGGCAAGGGACACAAAACCCUACAUUUCAGGCUGGCCCUUAUUACCACCAUCGAACCAGAGAACAUCAAGACGAUUCUGUCCACCAAGUUCGCAGACUUCUCUCUGGGAAGCAGUAGAAGAGAAAUCAUGACACCAGUCUUUGGUCACGGUAUCUUCAACCAAGAUGGCAAAGGCUGGGAACGUUCUCGCGCUCUGGUCCGUCCCAAUUUCACUCGCCAACAGGUCGCCGAUUUGGACAUGUUUGAGGAGCAUGUAGGUCACUUGAUCGAUUCAAUCCCACGUGACGGCUCUGCUGUGGACCUCCAGGAUCUUUUCUUUGCCUUGACCAUCGACUCUGCCACCGAAUUCUUGUUCGGCAAAUCUACCAACACCCUGGCUCCUGGACUCGACACCAAAUCUGGGAGUGAAUUCGUCAAAUCCUUUGUGUACAUGACUGACUCCGUCGGGAAAGCCUUCCGUUCAGGAGGUCUAGAUAAAUGGAUUCCGAAUCCCUCAUGGCACAAAAACCUCAAGACAGUCAACGACUUUGCGGACGAAAUCAUUCAGCAGGCUAUUGAAGACGUCAAUUCGGGCAAGGUCUCGGAAAAACAACGCUACGUCUUCUUGUAUUCCUUGCUCGAGCAGACUCGCGACCCCUACACUGUCCGAUCGGAAUUACUCAACAUUCUGCUGGCUGGGCGUGAUACUACUGCAGGACUUCUCACCAACACAUGGCAUGUGCUGUCCAAACGACCGGACAUCUGGGCGAAAUUGAAAGCCGAGGUGGACGAGCUGGGCGGCGAGCGUCCUGACUACAGUUCAAUCAAGGAAAUGAAAUACCUGAAGUAUGUGCUCCACGAAAGUCUGCGUCUCAUGCCUGUGGUGCCAGGCAACAGUCGAGAAGCCGUUCGAGAUACAGUACUUCCAGUGGGAGGUGGGCCAGACGGGAAAUCCCCGGUAUUCGUUCCUAAGGGAUGGGUUGUCGGGUAUUCUCCUUGGUCGAUGCAUCGAAGAGAAGACUACUACGGAGCAGAUGCACUUGAGUUUCGGCCAGAACGGUGGGAAACUCUGCGGCCUGGUUGGGAGUAUUUGCCGUUCAACGGGGGACCGAGAAUUUGCGUGGGACAGCAAUACGCCUUGAUGGAAGCCAGCUAUGCGACGGUUCGGCUGAUUCAGGCAUUCCCCAGGAUUGAGAGCCGUGAUGAACGGGAAUGGCGGGAAUGGCUUUCCAUUACCCUGGCGAGCGGUGUUGGCUGCCGGGUGGCAUUGUAUGAAAAGUGA